ACGAGCUGAGCCAACAAUGAAAACGCAAGUAGCUUUACUGUUUGUCCUGGCGGCCCAUGUGGCCAUCGUUGUGGCGCGUCCGGAGCCGCCCAGGCCACGUUAUGGCGCACCACCGCCGCCAGCACCACAAAAGGAAUAUGGACCACCUCAGCCGGCGCAGCCGCUGCCCAUUUAUGGACCGCCUGCUGCCUUCUACGGGCCGCCAGCUGCGCCCACGGCCGAGGCGAUUGUCACCAAGAACGUGUAUGUGCAUGUGCCGCCCGAGGAGCCAGAGCUGUAUCCGGCCGCGUCGCCGAUCCAAACGUCCGUGCCGAAAAAGCACUACAAGAUCAUCUUUAUCAAGGCACCGAACCCACCGACACCAGUGCGCCAGGUGCUGCCACCUCCGGUACAGGAUGAGCACAAGACCUUGGUCUAUGUGCUGGUCAAGAAGCCCGAGGAGCAGCUGCCCGUCAUCCUGCCUUCGCCCGCACCCACGGAGCCCAGCAAGCCAGAGGUGUACUUCAUCAAGUACAAGCAGCAGCCAAAGCCAGCCACCCAGUACGGACCACCAGCCGUUGCCGCUGUGCCAGCCGACGAGUACGGCGCACCGCCUGCGCCACGCACCCUGGAGCAGUUCUAAAGAUAAGGCCAAGUCCCGUCCAAAGACUCAUAUACAAACAUGUGUAAAUAUUAUUUAUAUGUAA
Messenger RNA from Drosophila hydei, 686 nucleotides. RefSeq names its product extensin-3. Lineage: Eukaryota; Metazoa; Arthropoda; Insecta; Diptera; Drosophilidae. Bases 17 to 622 code for a protein of 201 amino acids. The transcript has a single exon. The record is from RefSeq and is a predicted model, not a curated record.